Messenger RNA from Bactrocera neohumeralis, 2484 nucleotides. RefSeq lists its product as uncharacterized. Lineage: Eukaryota; Metazoa; Arthropoda; Insecta; Diptera; Tephritidae. The record is from RefSeq and is a predicted model, not a curated record.
CUCAUCCGGGCGGUGGAGGAGCAGACGCAGAAGGUGACGGCAUCGCUCAUGACGAGCCGCAUGCAUUCCAUGGACGGCGAUGCAGACUCGGACAAGGAGAAUAGUGGUGCCUCCCAGACAGCGGCCAAGGACGGCACUCAGGGCAUGGCGACGCCCGUGCGUCCCAACGGUUCGCUGAAAGUGGUCACAAAGGGCGACAUCGAGGUCGACGGUGCGCUAACGGUGCAGAUUUAUGACGUCCGCGCUAGCGCCAAGAAACGUAGCAGACCCAUUCGCGAGAUCUCGCAGGCGAUCGCCGAUGAGACCGCCAAAGCCGCCGUCUCCAAGCCGACCGGCUCCCGCUCCCGGUCACGAAAAGGCUCGCGCUCCGCCGUGGCCUCGCGGCUCCCGUCACGGGCGAGCUCACUCGGUAGCACUGGCAAUGGCCGCCGCCCACGAAAAACAGCAAAACAAAUGGCAUCUUCAACGUCAGGCGGCUUUGACCCGGUUGACGAGGACGACAACCUCUUUCGAUCUAACGGAUGGUGGACGGAGCACCGAUCCUACCAGCCGGAGCGCCGGCAGCGGCGCCUUUCGCUGCAGGACACCUUGAACACGUCGGGAGCUGCCGGUGCCACCACCGUGUCAACGUCGCACAGUGGGAAGACCGGCACCUCGAAGGGCCGUCCACUGCUUUCUAGCGCCCCUGGCGUUAUGGAGUCUUCCCUUGUGACGGCGUCGUUGACGGCGUCUGUGACCACAUCGAGACGCGCGACGCCCCGCGGACGCAGCACCAGUAAGGCGGUAAAAAAGAGAAUGCCGCUGAGGCGGCGACGGCGGCGGGUUGCACCGGAUGUGCAACUGUCCUGUGCGCAUCGCACCAAGGAGCAACGUUUCCACCGACGACGGAAUGCACCAGUCGCAGACACUUUUGCUGCGGCCGCCACGAAAAAGUCACCAAAACACGCGGACGCUGGCGGAGAGGUUGUUGAUGUUGACGAGGAAAGGGAGAGUAUGUCCUCUUUUGAGUCUCUCGCAAAAACCGAUCGACGCCGCGAGGCUGUUGCGCGAGGAGGCGGCUCGGCGCAUGUUGCUGUCGUCCACGCUGUUGGUGGAGCACGAGUGGCUGUUGGCAAGCUUCCGCUUGACGAUCACGGAGGACCAGGAGCGCUACAACAUCACGUGGCUGGCGGAGGAGCAAGCGAAGUCCGCCUCGCACGCCCACAAGUUCAAAGAGCUGUUUCAGAUCCCCAACAAAAAAAUGCUUCGCCGAGUACGAGCACAAGUGCACCUGCACCUGCUGCGGCAUCGUCCAUCCGAACAGCUCCGCGCUGCGCGACACGUGCGCGUAACGGGAGGUCGUGGAGGUGGGCAGGCAAUCCGCAAACAAAACGGAACCAAAAGAAGAAGGGCACCGCCGCCGAAGCGAAGACGGCUCGCAGCGAUGGAAGUGGCCGCCGACGAGGCCGUGGAGCCCAUCGUGACGCAGACGCGGAGGUGGACGACCUCGGCGACGACGCGAUCGACCAAGGUCCCGUGAACCUCUCCCUCUCCCGCGGGUUGGGGGGUGGCCGGAAGACAGCGCCACAAGACUCCUUUUCGGCUGCUGCGCGGGGCGGCGGCGCAAAGAAGACCUCCACGCACAUGUCGAUCGCCGCCAUGCACCAGCGCGUGAUGGGCAGCGGCUACGAUGCGGAGGACAUCCUUCUGCCAACGGAUGGUGGUGAAGGGAAGCGACGCCCGAGUGCGGGUCGCAUCGACACGCCCGUCGACAACGUCCCGGAAGGCCCGUGGCGCCCUUUUGCAAAGCUACGACGCGAGGUCGCCGCUCUUUCGGAUCAGACGCUGACGACGGAGGAGCGCGAAGUGAUUCUUCACGGAGAGUGGGUGCGCUACUUUUACCUGUACCCCAACCCCGAGCAGAACGCUCUCCCCGCCUCGCCUGAAGACGGGCCCUUUUGCUUUGUCUAUCACAUCCAACCCGGUCGGACCGGGGCGGUGUUCCUCUCGAGUGAGUUUCCCAUGCACUCGGCGGUGUUCUCUUUGAUGGAGCGGCAGCUCUUCGUUGUUGACCAGGUGAACACCCUCGCGGACGAAGACGUCACACGCGCGACCACCCUGGUCAAGGCGAAGAGUACCGCUGGCCUCAGUACCGCCUACCACGCACUGCAAGAGAUCGUCGCGUAUGACACAAAUCUCACGAAGCAGCGGCGGGCGCCCGGUACGGUGUCCGUGUACCAGGCCCCGCGCAGCGCAUACGGCUGCCACGGAGAACCGUACGUGUUCGUGCGUUGGUUCCGCUUCAACGAGGAUCGAUCCCUGAGCGCCUUCCUCCUGUCCAACGGGGCUGUCCGUUUUGUAAACAACGAAUUUGAGCUGCGCUGGUUCGAUGAGAACCGCAAGUUCCUCGUCCGCAGCAACGGCAUGUGUGAGGUGGUGGGCGACAGCACCUUUGCCCUUGCCCCAGCCAUCAACCAGCUCCUCUACGGCAGCUUUGAUGCCUAA